GGCUCCUCCAGAUGGGCUGUCGUUUGGCUCGAUUGGCUUAAGUUCUGAGCGCACCGAGACUUUGGGUUACUUCCUCUGCUCACAUACAUCACAGUGUGGAUGGGAAGUUACUGCAUCUAUUCGCACUUGAACUUCUGCAGUUGCGCCUGAUGUUGUUUGGAUAAAACGAGCAAUUCGAAAGAUGAACAAGAUAGUUGUCCAGAGGUCAAAUCAGUACAAGAUUUUGGAGGAACACAGGAGUGAGGAGGAGAGAUGCAAUGUGGACUGUCUGGUAACAGAUGAACAGCAUAUAGACUUACUGUGCCAAGAUGCAAUAGAAGACAACCUUGUUGUAGACAGGAGGUACGGGGCUAGUCUGGGUGGGGUCAAAGUUCGCUACAAGCGGCAGGCACUUCAGGACAUGGCGAGGCCGCUGAAGCAGUGGCUGUACCAACACAGGGACAACCCCUACCCCACCAAGACAGAGAAGACCCUGCUCGCCCUGGGGUCCCACAUGACUUUAGUACAGGUCUCAAACUGGUUUGCCAAUGCCCGGCGGAGGCUGAAGAACACAGUGAGACAGCCAGACCUGAGUUGGGCUCUACGUAUCAAACUCUACAACAAAUACGUUCAGGGCAACGCUGAGAGACUUAGUGUCAGCAGUGAUGACACCAACUCUGAGGACGACGAAUGUCCCUUACAAACUCCAGCAAAUCAAUCAGAGAUCUCCAGGCCCUCCCUCAAGAGUGUCAUCAAACAGGAGAAAAGGACUGAUCCCGCCUACAGUGACGACUACAUCUCUCCACCGCCCAAGUACAAGAGCAGCUUGCUGAAACGGUACCUUAACGACACCCUACGACACGUAAUGGCGACCACUGAUGACGUCACAAAGUCCCGCCGCAGGAACCACUCAGGAUCGUUCAGCUCCAACGAGUGUGACGAUGACCUUGUCUCGCCCUCUUCCUCCGAGGCAGAGACACGCUUUGUCUACCCUAUGUACAUGAUGGACUUUGCAUCAACUAGAUGUGACAGUGAUGGGAAGAGUGAAAGAGGCCAGCGGAGGGAGGUGGCAGAGUGGAGGGAGAUCCACGCUGCCAUGGCUCUGUCUAACUUGGCCCAGGGGCAGAGCUGCGCCACAGGGCCCACCACCACCAGCUGUGCCACAGGGCCCUCCUCCACCACCAGCUGCGCCACAGGGCCCACCCCUACCAGUUGCAUCAUCCAGAAGUCUUCUCACAUCUCCGAGAUAAAGACUGUCAAAGUGGUCUAGACACUGAUCACUCGAUUUCUAGACACUAUUUCCCUCUAGGCGCAGAUCUAGGAUCAGCUUCUCCUCCUCCAAUCCUAUCCUUACUAAUUAGCGAGGAAAAUGCAAAACAGAACCAAGAUCAGCGUCUAGGGGCAUCUUCAACCUACACCGUCUGGACCAUGGCCAAUCUGGUCACUUGAAUCAAUUUGAAUUACAAAAGGCAACCUGUAAUUCAUAUUAUGCGUUUUUACAACCUACAAUAUUAAAUUGUGGUAAAAAAUAAAAUAAAAUGCGAUUUUCAAGACUUAACACAAGUGUAGAGGGACUGCAGUAAAAAAACAGUGUUGACCAACUUAGCAAAGUUACCUACUCUGUCAAAGUGUUUCAACAUUUUCGAUUUUGAUGAUUUUGAUGUGAGAGGAAUCUGAAAGGACAAAUUGCUACCUUGAUGUAAAUGUAAAUAUUUUUUUAUUUAACCUUUAUUUAACUUGGCAUGUCAGUUAAGAACAAAUUCUUAUUUACAAUGACGGCCAACCAGGGAACAGUGGGUAAACUGCCUUGUUCAAGGGUAGAAUGUGACAGAUUGCUUUUACCUUGUCAACUCGGGGAUCCAAUCUAGCAACCUUUCGGUUAGUGGCCCAACGUUCUAACCACUAGGCUACCUGAUGCCCCAAAUAUUAGAUAAAUAGCGUUGUAGCAGUAUUGUAAAAUAAUGUGGCAUCGAAGUCAUGAUAGAAUAUAGUAGCACAUUUCAGAGCAAAAAUAGAACUGAGGAUUUUUUCAAUACUAAA
Oncorhynchus gorbuscha (pink salmon) is the source of this 2019-nucleotide messenger RNA. RefSeq names its product homeobox protein Mohawk-like. Gene Ontology annotation, biological process: cell development; regulation of transcription by RNA polymerase II; muscle organ development. Lineage: Eukaryota; Metazoa; Chordata; Actinopteri; Salmoniformes; Salmonidae. The coding region runs from base 182 to 1249 and encodes 355 amino acids. Gene Ontology annotation, molecular function: DNA-binding transcription factor activity, RNA polymerase II-specific; RNA polymerase II cis-regulatory region sequence-specific DNA binding. The transcript has 6 exons. The record is from RefSeq and is a predicted model, not a curated record. Gene Ontology annotation, cellular component: nucleus.